AUGAACAAGAACUAUCCGGGCCGCAUCACAUCCGCCCCCCUGGCGCAGCAGGCGCGGGGGAUGUCGCUGCGCCCCGGUGCGCCGGCUAGCUUUCUGGAUCGCGCGCAGCCUGCAGGCGCGGGCUCAGGCAUCGGCGCCCAGCAGCCGCACCACCACAGUAGCCUGCCUCGCGCGCCGCGGGCCAAGCCGCCUACCCAACUGCAGACCCCCGCCCCAGCACCCCCACCGCCAAAGAAAGAGGCGGAGGAGGAGUGUAGCGGUGCCGCCGAGGUCGUGCCGUCCGAGGUAUCGUACCCGGAGGACCACAUCUACAACGUGGAGGACUUCAUCAAACUGCGCAAGUGCCAGGCGCCGGUGCCGAGCGAGGUAAUGGAAUACGCGCGUGCCAUGUGGAAGGAGAUGCCGGAGAACAUGGACGACAUGGAAAACAACUCCCUGCGCGACAACCUCUUCCGCGAGCAGAACGCGUCGACCAUGUCGAAGGUGAUGACAGACCGCAAGAUCAACAACGAGGUACUGGGCAUCCUCGGCAAGGUCACCGCAUCGAACUUAGAGAAGAUGAAGAAAGAGCUCACAGAUCUGCCCAUUCGGCAGUCUACCAAGGAGGAAAUCGACGAGGUCAUCAAGGUCUUCUUCAACAAGUCAACGAAGCCGGAGGAUAGCUGCUACACGCACCUGUACGUGCAGCUCAUCGCGCACCUCAUCUCCUCCAUCGGCGAGCGCGAGGAGGCCGGCCGCAUGAUCCGCAAUGAGGUGCUGCGUCAGUGCCGAUCCACGUUCAUGAACUCUGGGGCAGAGGCGGUGGAGCUGGAGAAGCGGAUGGCCACCAUGUCGCCAGAGGACGCCGAGAUGGAGCGCAUCCAGUUCUCGGGCAAGCAGAAGGCAAACAUUCAGUUCCUGGGGUUGAUGUUCACGAGCCGACUGGUCCGCCAGAAGGUUGUGCACGCCGUGUUGGACUCGCUGCUCUACGGCCCCGGCCAUCGCCGCCACAUUCCCACCGAUUACAGCCUCAUCCACUUCAUGGAGCUUCUGCAGGUGUGUGGCCCUCACCUGGACGCCGCUUUCUACGAGGACCCGCUCCCGCGCUACCGUGAGACGAUCACUGAGCUGAGCAACUCGCACCCGCAGAAGCGCAUCCAGUUCCUGCUGCAGAACUUCCUGGAGACUAUGAACAACAACUGGGUGCCGCUGCACGGCCCCGGCGCACGCCGCACCGAGGGCGGCGGCAACGCGGCGCAGGGCAACAACAACAACGGCUCUGGAACGCUGUUGAAUAACAACGGCCGCGGCGGCAGCCUGCCCACGAUGCCGCCGGCGCCCAUGCCGAUCCAGGAGGCGCAGCCACGGAUCCCGGACUACGAGGAGUUUUCCAAGGUGAUGGAUGACUUCUUCAUGAGCAGCUCUGUCGACGAGAUCGUCUCCAUCAUGUCUUCGAUCCCCCCUGAGGUGGUCGUGGUGUACUGCACCAAGUGGCUUGGUCGGUACAUCAAUACAUACAAGUACACGGCAGAGCGCACCCGCCUCGGUGAGCUCUUCGAGACUUUGAUGAAGAAGGGGGCUCUCACCACGGAGCAGGCGCAGGAGGCGCUGCUGCAGCACCUGCAGAAGUCAGCCGAGGAGGAGCUAUUCACGGACAUCCCAAAGUACUUUGUGCACUGGGCGUCGCUGAUCAAGCACGGCCACAGCGUCUUCCCAUACUCGCUGCACACGAAGGUGCUGAACAUGCUUGUCGAUAAUCACGUGAGCAUAGAAGUCAUCGCGAACAUGGUGCGCGACGUGGAGGCAGACACAAAGCCGGACCAGCUGAAGGACCUGAAGCCCCAAGACCGCUUCCGCGUCCUGCAAGCGCUUCUGCGCUACACCCCACCCAUGUUCGUUCACGAGUCAGACGACGACCAGCAGCCGAAGCAAACCCUGCUGGACCUGGUCGGUGCCAUCGACCCCGAGGUGACAUACUUUAACGAGCUGUGCACCUCCUACGAUGACGACAACUUCCACGCGAGUCCGGCCCUGAGCGACAUGCAGAAGCAGAGCCCAUAUCUCUGCGCCUCGGCCUUCUUUACGUUUGUUCGAUACGACGUGAACUUCCUGUGCACCCAGUACAAGGAGCUGCUGCGCAAGAUCUUUACAGCACGCCCGGCCGACACGCUGCUCGUGGAGGUGUACCUGCAGUGGAGGUGCCUGGGGUGCUCGCACCGCUUCCUCUUUGCCUUCAUCCGCAAGGUGCUCGAUGUUGUGAACAACCGCGCAGACGUGCUCAACAAGCUCUCCGCGCAGCUGCGCACCACCUUCAAGGAGGACACGCUUGUCUCGCUGAUGGAGGAGGCCAUCAAGGAGCGGAAGUGA
Messenger RNA from Leishmania mexicana MHOM/GT/2001/U1103, 2346 nucleotides. RefSeq lists its product as hypothetical. Gene Ontology annotation, cellular component: eukaryotic translation initiation factor 4F complex. The record is from RefSeq and is a predicted model, not a curated record. The transcript has a single exon. Gene Ontology annotation, molecular function: mRNA binding; protein binding; translation initiation factor activity. Bases 1 to 2346 code for a protein of 781 amino acids. Lineage: Eukaryota; Euglenozoa; Kinetoplastea; Trypanosomatida; Trypanosomatidae.